This is a messenger RNA of Asterias rubens (European starfish), 1988 nucleotides long. Its product is annotated as integral membrane protein GPR137B-like. The coding region runs from base 188 to 1417 and encodes 409 amino acids. The record is from RefSeq and is a predicted model, not a curated record. Lineage: Eukaryota; Metazoa; Echinodermata; Asteroidea; Forcipulatida; Asteriidae. Gene Ontology annotation, biological process: positive regulation of TORC1 signaling. The transcript is spliced from 6 exons. Gene Ontology annotation, cellular component: lysosomal membrane.
UUUACAGCGUGAGCGACUGGUGUUUUUGACAGCGCAAAUCAGAGUAAAGAUGCCUGAACAUUGAUCAGAAAAUGUUGGACAAAAUGCCUGUAAAGCAUACGCAAAUGAUGGUUUCCUUCUUAUCCACCAGCAGCAGUAUUACCGAGAACUUUGAACCUUCCAGAUUCUGUGGAGUGAACAAGUUAAAAUGGAGGAAUUGAGUUGGGCCGAAAUGCAAGACGCAAUACCAUCGAAGCUCGGACCGUCCCUCCCGUUGUUCGUCGAGCUAGGCCUGACGAUUACCUUCCUCGUACUUUAUGGCUUUCUCUUCGGUCUGGUCUUCAUUCAGUUGAUUUUGAUUCUGUACUACGGCCACAAACGGUUCAGCUACCAGACAGUUUUUCUGUUUACCUGCCUGAUCUGGGCAGGGCUACGGACUACGUUGUUCUCUUUUUACAUCAAUAACACAAUUGAAGUUGACACAAUGAAGAUAUUCUGCUACUGGUUUUUCUUCAGCUUUCCAGUGUGUCUUCAGUUCUACACCCUUUGUUUGCUGGUUUUAUACUUUGCACAGGUCAUGUGUAAAUUAAAGGCCCGGAUUAACCCGCAGAGUCACAAUAAGCAGAUACAGUACAUACGAGUAACCUUCGCCAUUAUCAUGGGCCUGUUCCUGGCGAUGAACCUCAGCAGUGCCAUCCUGUCCAGGGUCUACCCUAACUCUGUGGCCUUGAUUCGGGUGAGGGUCUGCUUGAGCGGCUUGCUGUUCAUCGUCGCUGGGGGAUUCCUCGCUUAUCUCAUAUGGAAGCUAUCCAGGAUGAGUUUUGUCGGGAGUGUGCUGCUUGAAUCCAGGGGAGCAACUUUAUGUCAGACGUCUACAGCCUGCGUGUUUAUCAUUCUUCUCUAUGUAUCCAGAGCAGUGUAUAAUCUUAUUGCUAUAACGACCACUAUUUGCCCGUCAUUUGGCUAUAACUGGAUUAAUGUUUCUGACCAGGCAGAUAUGAUAUCAACUUUAAAAGGUCUUCGCUAUCUGUCGUUUGGUGUUGUUCUUUUUAUCUGGGAAUUCCUUCCGACAUUUAUCGUAGUCAUAUUUUUCAGAGUGAGAAAGUUUGCUGCAAAAGUGAGCACACCUGAGGACACAUCUUGCCGGAAAACCGAGUCUAGAACAUACUUCUUUGACAACCCUCGACGGUACGACAGUGAUGAUGAUCUGACACGCACACACAGCAGUACCAACGCUACCCCCAGCGAUUAUUUGAGGGAUAAUCUGUCCAUCCCAUCCACGCCCAUCAGCAGUGUUCCACACGUUGGCUACGGUACCAUAAUCCGCAGCAGUAGUUACCCUUCAGGAUACGGGAUACCGGGGACAACUCCACCUAUGCUCUUUGCCGGCAUUCCUGGUAACGUUAACUUGGGGGGAUACGGAGACGCCACAGAUUGACAGGGGUGGUAUUUAUUCCUUGUGAAUGAGGAUGACAAAGGUGGUGAGUGUAGUAUCGUUUCUUCAGAGUCGUUGAGAGGACGUCUAUAAAGAAGAGGGCAAGAACGACAUACUGAGUUCACUGUUGUACUGAAUUCAAUGUAGACACUGGUAUGUUCGUCUUUGCAAUAAUCAUGUCAUGUUUUGCAGUCAUGGUAAGUUAAACAUUUCUUUCAGACAUGAAUGGUGGGGAAACAAAGCGUAUCUGAUUCGCGGCGGGUAUAUCAGGAAACUGAUUUCAGGAAUCGUGUUUCGUGGAGUACGAUCCAGUCUGAAUUUGUCGAUGAUGUUUUGAUUGUAUUUCCUCAUGUAAUAAUAACUAAAUGCUUUGUGCUGCGUUGCCCUCGUUGGUGUGUGCUUGACUUGAUUACUUCCUGUUCAAUGGUUUUGUUUUACAAUGAAGAGGAACUUGGAUUAAAGCACGCAGACAAUAUUGGUAAUUGUCAAAGAGCAGUAGCUGCACUAAGAGGGAAGGUACAAAUUUGGUUAUUGUCAAAGACCAAUCUUCUCACUUGAUGUAUCCCAUCAUAAC